Molecule: messenger RNA, 3238 nt
Organism: Syzygium oleosum
Lineage: Eukaryota; Viridiplantae; Streptophyta; Magnoliopsida; Myrtales; Myrtaceae
Product: BTB/POZ domain-containing protein NPY2
Exons: 5
Coding region: 1086-2963 (625 amino acids)
Molecular function (GO): protein binding
Source: RefSeq, a predicted model, not a curated record
GUCAUUAUUCCCUUUGGGAUUUUGUGUUAGGAUCUUCCCUUCUCUAUCUUUCUUUCUUUCUUCCUUUUCCACGGUUCUGAAAGAAAAUUUAAUGCCGGUGCGAAAAUUUAAAUGAGCCUCGUCCUCUGGGCUUUAAGUACUCAUACAUUAUAAAGAUCACCUUUCACAUCGUUCAUCAGCAUCAUUAUGCCAUCCGAGAGAAAAAGCCUCAACUUCGUUGACAUGUCUCUGUUGCUCUUUGGUUGAGCUUGAAGCAAUACAUGUGAUUUCCUGUCGCACCCUCGUCCAAUUGCAGUUGCAGGUUCUUCAAAACUCCAACGGUCGAAGAAUGGGUGAUAUUAGUGGGAAUUGAGGUCACACAGGCAUGAAUCUUGAGCACCCGUCUCUUUUUUCAUCUCCUCUUUUUUUGGUUGCUGAGACUGAGAGUGAUUCAAAGAAACAGAGUGAUCGGAGGGAGAAGUUUUUUAAAGGAAAUAGUUGUAGAGAUGGUGCUUUGCGUCAGAAUCUGCUAAAUGGUGGGUGCGUGAGUGUGAGUGACUCUCUGGUUUGAGAAUUAUUUUAAGUGUUAGUGGGGGAGGUCAGGGUGAUGGCUAUGUCUCCUUGGCUCACAAGGUGCGCCCUUACUCUGUGGGCUUUGCCUUCAACCAAGGAAACACACUCUUUCCUCUGCUCUCGGUCUCUUCCCAUUCAAGAGAACCUUCUCUUUUAAAAUAUUGCCACUCUCUCUCUCUCUCUCUCUCUCUCUUCCUCACUCUUUCUCUUUCUUACUCAGACUCUGAGCUCUUGGUUGGUGUCAAGAUUCGGUCAUAGCAUUUGAGCAUAAUAUUAUCCCCCCCUUAGCUUCUGAGAUCUAUUCCUCUCUUGGAGCCCAGAAAUCGGCCACAUUCGAGAGCUUCUGGUCCCCCAUGCUUGGAGUAUCCGCCUUUCCGCUUCCGGCAAAAAAUUUCGCCUCGGGUUAGGAAUCAUGUGAGCUUGUUGGACAGUGUUUUCCUGGGUGGUGUUGUCCUUUGAGUUUAUUUGAUCUAUCAGCGAUCAGUCGAGUGGUGAGGGGGGUUCAUUUUUGGGGGUGAUCCUUGUUUCUCAAGAUGAAGUUUAUGAAACUUGGGUCGAAGCCCGAUUCGUUCCAGAACGAAGGAGACAAUGUCAGGUACGUUUCAAGUGAGUUGGCAACUGAUAUCACUGUCAGUGUUGGGAGUGUAAAGUUCUACUUGCAUAAGUUUCCUCUUCUGUCAAAGAGCGCACUUCUGCAGAAACUGGUCGCAGCUACCAAUAAUGAUGACGGCAAUGAAGUCAACAUCUCGGACAUUCCCGGUGGUCCUGCCUCAUUUGAGGUCUGCGCCAAGUUCUGUUAUGGCAUGACUGUCACCCUAAAUGCCUACAAUGUCGUCGCUGCGAGGUGUGCCGCCGAGUACUUAGAAAUGUACGAGACAGUUGAAAAGGGGAAUCUUAUUUACAAGAUUGAAGUCUUUCUUAGCUCUAGCAUUUUCCGUAGUUGGAAGGAUUCGAUCAUCAUUCUUCAGACCACAAAAUCCUUAUUACCACAUUCUGAGGAAUUGAAGUUGGUGAAUCAAAGUAUUGAGUCGAUUGCUGGGAAGGCCUGUGUUGACAUCUCCAAGGUUGAUUGGUCCUACUCCUACAACCGGAAGAAGCUGGGAGAGGAAAAUGGGAUGGACUCAAAUGGUGUCCGAACUCGUGUGGUUCCAAAGGACUGGUGGGUCGAGGAUCUUUGUGAGCUCGAGAUCGAGUUAUACAAGCGUGUUUUGAUGAAUAUCAAAAUGAAAGGGAUACUUCCUGGCGAAAUCAUCGGUGAAGCACUGAAAGCUUAUGCUUACAGAAGGUUGCCUGGGUUCAGCAAAGGUAUGAGCAAGUGCAUAGAUACACCGAAGUAUCGGCUGGUGGUUGACACAGUCGUGCGGUUGUUACCUGGAGAGAAAUGCAGCGUCUCCUGUAGUUUCUUGCUCAAGUUGAUAAAGGCGGCCAUUUGUGUCGAUUCAGGGGAGAUGGCGAAAAGGGACUUGAUUAGGAAGAUAGGACAGCAAUUAGAGGAGGCUAAUGUGAACGAUCUCCUGAUACGGGCACCAGAAGGAGAAAGUAUGAUGUACGAUGCUGGCACUGUAAUUGCUGUAGUUGAGGAAUUCUUGUCACGGGAGAGCCAGGAGAUCGAGUCCGUUGAAGAAGAACAUGAGCUGCGAGGCAUGAGGAGGCUGGGGAUCUUGUCCGAUGCUUCCAAGCUGAUGGUGGCAAAACUAAUUGAUGCAUACCUCGCUGAAAUAUCGAAAGAUCAUAACCUGCCUCUGUCCAAGUUUGUUGAACUCGCUGAGAUGAUGUCAAGUGUUCCUCGGCCUUCCCAUGACGGACUUUACCGAGCCAUCGACAUGUAUCUCAAGGAGCAUCCUGGGAUCACCAAGAGUGAGAGGAAGAGGAUUUGCAAACUGAUGGACUGCAAGAAGCUCUCAGUCGACGCGUGCAUGCACGCCGUGCAAAAUGAGAGGCUCCCUUUGCGAGUCGUCGUGCAAGUGCUCUUCUUCGAGCAGGUCAGGGUGGCUGCGUCAUCUGGGAGCAGCACCCCAGACCUCCCCAAAAGCCUUCGGGAGCUGAACAACGGGUCCCACGGAAGCUCGAGGUCUGCCACGACCAACACAGAGGAAGACUGGGACACCGUGGCCACGGCAGAAGAGCUCAAGGCCCUCAAAACCGAGCUGGCCUCGCUGCGGCUGAGCAUCGGGGCCCAAGGAGGGUCCGAGAGGAACGGGGACGGAAAGCCCAGCGUGGACAAGGCCACGAUAACCAAGAUGAAGGGGCUGCUCCGGUCGAAGAAAGUGUUCAUGAAGAUGUUCUCAAGCAAAAGCCAGAGCGAAAACAACAGCGGCUCGGAUUCCUCCGAGAGUCUCGGCUCUGGCAACGGUAAUGUGGACGAAGCGAAGUCGACGCCUUCCCGGAACAGGAGGUACUCGGUAUCAUAGUCGAAAUCGGCGAAUCGGAGGUAGUUUUUAAUGUCUUUUUUUGGCACCCAACUUAAUAGGUUUAGGGACAUUAGUGUUAGAUAAUGUCCCAUUGAAGUGAAAGUGAAAGUACAUAUGAUGGCUAAGUCAUACAGGUAAGUGGUGUUCUGCUGAAGAAUUUGUAUUUUGUUAGCAAGAGUUGUUCAAGUUGAUAGUGACUUCUACUUCAGGAAACAAAAACAAAAAAAAAUGUAAUUUGCCCUUUAUAGGAAGUGUCAAUUAUGUUGUCAUUAUUA